Messenger RNA from Aspergillus melleus, 180 nucleotides. RefSeq lists its product as uncharacterized. Lineage: Eukaryota; Fungi; Ascomycota; Eurotiomycetes; Eurotiales; Aspergillaceae. The transcript has a single exon. The record is from RefSeq and is a predicted model, not a curated record. The coding region runs from base 1 to 180 and encodes 59 amino acids.
AUGAUCGAUCUAGAAGACGAAGAUGCUCCCCCCGAGCUCAUCGACGUUUCCGAACUCCCAGAGAACGAGAAGCCCCAACCCGAACCGACGUCAUCGGAUCUCCCCCGCGUGCCGAUCACGCUCGUCACCGGUACGCGUUCCAUCCCUCUUUAUCCAUCUCCGUUAUAUGUAUACGCGUGA